UCACGUCGCGACUUAGCGAAUCCGUUCCCGGGCUCGCCUCCGUUCUCCAAACCGACGUCGCCACCUCGCCGCGCCGGCUCUCCCCUCCUCUCCUCCGCACCAAACCCUAGCCCUAGCUCGUGCCCGCGGCCUCCAUGGCCAUCGAGGAGGCCUCCCGCUCGCACCGCUCGCCACGCAAGCACCGCCGCCCGCCGGGCGACGACGACGACGCGGAGGGCGCCUCCUCCCCGAAGCGCCAUAAGCGCGACCACCAUAGGGGCGAGGUACCGGAGGAUGUGGCGGGUGUUGCGACGAUCGCGGCGGAGCCACGGAAGGCCGAGGGCCAGGACGGUGAGAUACUGGACCAGGCCACCGCAGCCGUAGGUGUGAGGAGGGGACUGGAGAUUAAUGCCGGUGAGGCGGAAUUGGCGUCCGGCGCUGUUCUACCUGCUCCGGAACACCAUGAUAACUCCGAUGCAGACUUGAAUAUACAUGUAAACGAAUUACAUGCCUCCCAGCUAGCUACAAACCUAUCUCAAGAGCAUGACUUAAAAGACAAUGAAGAGAUUGCAAAUAACCAUGAAUUAUCACGUGUGUUUGUUGGUGCGAAGUUCUAUAAUGUGGGAAAGUCUCCUCUGCGAAAAAUUUCAAUCAGCUUGGGGAUAUCUGAUAAUAAGAAGGUGACAAGUGCUUCAGGUCCUCUGGAGGGUAUUCCCAUGAGUAAAAAACCGGACAUUGUUGGACAACAACUUAUUGGUCAAAAGUUUCCAGAGAGUAGAAAACCAGAUAUUGUUGCACAACAACCUAUUGGUCAAAAGCUUCCACAGAGUAGAAAACCAGAUAUUGUUGGGCAGCAACCUAUUGGUCGAAAGCUGGACAAGGAAAACAGCAUGCCCAUCAAGAAAAACACUCUUCAUAAGGUCAAGGAAAGCAGUAUGCUCAUCAAGAAAAACACUCCUCGUGACAACUGGGAAGAUGAAGAGGGAUACUACAUUUAUCACUCUGGGGAAGUCCUACAAGGCCGUUAUGAAAUUAUAGCCGGCAGUGGGAAGGGAGUUUUCUCAACUGUUGUCCAUGCGAAGGAUCUUAAAGCUCACAAGGAUGGUCAUGGAGAAGUAGCUAUCAAAAUUAUAUGUAACAAUAUUGAGAAGUACAGGUCUGGUAAGAGGGAAAUUUCUAUAUUGGAAAAAUUGGCAACUGCAGAUCGUGAAGACAAACAACAUUGUGUGCGGAUUAUUUCUAGUUUUAUGCAUCAAAAUCAUCUGUGUAUAGUUCUUGAAUCUCUCCAUAUGAAUCUUCGUGAGGUUAUAAAGAAAUUUGGCCGUGGCAUUGGGAUUAAACUGACUGCUGUAAGGGCAUAUGCAGAGCAGAUUUUUAUGGCGUUGAAGCAUCUGAGAAACUGCGGUGUUCUCCACAGUGACAUCAAACCGGACAAUAUACUGGUAAAUAAAGAUAGCAAUUCGCUGAAGCUCUGUGACUUCGGUAGUGCUAUGUCUGCAGGAAAUAAUGAGAUCACACCUUAUCUUGUGAGCCGCUUCUAUCGAGCACCUGAGAUAAUUCUUGGGUUGCCUUAUGAUCAUCCGUUGGAUAUAUGGUCAGCUGGGUGCUGCUUAUCUGAGCUUUACACAGGAAAAGUCUUAUUUGAUGGCUCCACAAACAACGACAUGCUUCGCCUUCACAUGGAACUGAAGGGCCCAUUCCCUAAGAAGAUGCUUCAAAAGGGUGCCUUUACAACACAACACUUCGACAAGAACUUGAACUUUAUCGCUAGAUUGAAGGAUCCUAUCACAAAAACGGUUAGGAAUAGGUUACUUUCGAACAUUAAACCGAAGGGUGUUGGUUCUGCAAUUUUAAGUCGCCCUGGGGAUGAUCCAAAAUUGCUGUCCAGCUUCAAGGAUCUCCUGGAGAAAAUGUUUGCAUUAGAUCCAAAAAAGAGGAUUACUGUGUCAGAGGCACUUAGGCAUCCAUUUCUCACUGGCAAGUGAAAUUAAUAUGAUGAUACAUAUAGGUGUUUUUUCUCUUUACUUCUGAACAUGUAGGCCUUAAUUUGUCUAACCGGUUGACAUUUUUGUCUCUGGCGCCGGAGCAGCCAUACCACAAUACAUUGUUGAUGAUUCCCCACGGCCCACGAUAUGUGAAGUUGACUUAUAUUUCUUUUUCUUGAAGUUGAAUGGGAAACUGACAUAUUCUGCUGUGCCAAU
Molecule: messenger RNA, 2180 nt
Organism: Oryza brachyantha (malo sina)
Lineage: Eukaryota; Viridiplantae; Streptophyta; Magnoliopsida; Poales; Poaceae
Product: serine/threonine-protein kinase prp4
Exons: 10
Coding region: 135-1964 (609 amino acids)
Biological process (GO): peptidyl-serine phosphorylation; peptidyl-threonine phosphorylation; mRNA cis splicing, via spliceosome
Molecular function (GO): ATP binding; protein serine/threonine kinase activity
Source: RefSeq, a predicted model, not a curated record